Messenger RNA from Letharia columbiana, 459 nucleotides. RefSeq lists its product as uncharacterized. The record is from RefSeq and is a predicted model, not a curated record. The transcript has 2 exons. Bases 1 to 459 code for a protein of 152 amino acids. Lineage: Eukaryota; Fungi; Ascomycota; Lecanoromycetes; Lecanorales; Parmeliaceae.
AUGUUCGAAUUCGCCUCUGUCCGUCCUGAAGGCGUCGCUCUCCAUUCAAUUGGGUAUCCGACUCCCAAACCAGCAAGCCCUUACGCUGAGUUUCACUCUGCGUCAUAUCAGCAGCAGACGACUCGAAAGGUCUUGUGGUCAAUCGAGCUAAUGCAAAUACCGCGUUUGGCCCUGAUCAAGCUCAGCUUCAUGUUAUUCUACAAACGCAUCUUCGCCAAGGGCAAAGGUAAAGCCUUCAAAGGCCUCAUACACGGAAUGGUCGGCCUUAUCGUUUGUUGGAUUAUCGCGUUCUCCUUUAACCACCUUUUCGUUUGCAAGGCGCACCGUUCCCAUUACUGGACAUCGCUUGCCAACGAAAAGGAAGACUGCAACAACUCGACGCGACUGCAUCUCGGGUACGCUAGAUCGGACUUUUGCUUCGACGUUGCUAUCCUACUGAUCCCUAUGCCUUUGAUAUGA